Molecule: messenger RNA, 1311 nt
Organism: Chaetomium globosum CBS 148.51
Lineage: Eukaryota; Fungi; Ascomycota; Sordariomycetes; Sordariales; Chaetomiaceae
Exons: 4
Coding region: 1-1311 (436 amino acids)
Biological process (GO): transcription elongation by RNA polymerase II
Cellular component (GO): Cdc73/Paf1 complex
Molecular function (GO): RNA polymerase II complex binding; chromatin binding
Source: RefSeq, a predicted model, not a curated record
AUGUCGUCCUCACAAUCGAGAGGCGGCGGCGAACGCAUGAUUCACCAGGACUACAUUGCCAGGAUACGAUACUCCAAUGCACUUCCUCCACCACCAAACCCCCCGAAGCUGCUCGACAUCCCCAACACGGGGCUUGCGAGCGGCCAAUACACAGCGCCUAGCUUCGCUUCUCGUUUGGCGCGAGAGCAACCCCUGAAUAUUGAAGCCGAUGCCGAGCUCGGGAUGCCCUUGGAUCUUGUCGGGAUGCCGGGACCAUCCAAGCUCCCGCUCAAGCGCCGCCCCCUCAUCCCCGUGACCAGCCCCUUCUUCGCGGCAUCUCACAGCUCGGAAAGCCCAAGAUUGGCGACACAGCCGUUUCCUUCCUCAGGCGCACCGAAGUACAUCUCCUCGGUGCAGGCGAAGCCAAAGGGAACCGACAAUGUGUUCCUCAAAGCCUCGUCUGGCAAUGCCCAAAAACGCCCCCUGAAGCGCAAGGCCUCGCCUGAGCCAGACAAGGGCACGCCCGCCUGGAUUAAGCGGCGCGUUGAGAAGAGCUUCCAGGUCGCAACCGCCAACCUCGCCGAGCAGGACGCGCCUUUCCCCGACUCGGGCGCAUACGUGACCGUCAAGUUCAGCAGCAACCCAGUCAACUCGACCGACUCGUACGAUACGCGCCUGCUGUCGGGUAUCUUCAAGCCCAUCGAGCGUACCGCCGCCGAGGAGCAGAUCUACGAAAACGCCCGGGCCGCCUGGGAGGCCGACCCGACCCAGCCCAAGCCAUCCCAAAUGAUGAACUACGACCUCUUCCUCCCGGCCGACACCCUCACAGGCGAACACUUCCGCACCAAGUUCGAUGUAGACAACCCAGACCGCGAGAGCCGGUCCCUCUACACCAGCAGCGAAGCCGGCGGCAGCUUCCGCUUCCCGCGAGUGCGCGCGUACGAGACGGCGCAGGAAAAAGAGAUGGACCACGACAACAAGUACGACGAGGAACGCACCACCAUCCGCAACCAGCGCACCAAGAACAUCGCCCGCACCAUCGGCAUCACCGACGAGGAAGAGACCCACCUCGACGAGCUGCACGUGCGCAUCGACGAGCCCGGCGACGACCUCAAGGCCGAGCUGCUGCGCUACAAGAGGCAGCCCGUUGGUGAUCUGCCCGAGGAAGAGGAGGAGGAGGAGGACGGGGAUGCGGACGAGUACGCCGAGAGGGAGAGGGAGGACGGUCGGGCGCGGGAGGAGGCGAGCGAUCGCGACUCGGCCAGCCCUCCGGCGGCGAACGGGGGGAGGCGGCAGUCCGAUGAGGAGGAUGCAGAGGGGGAGGAGGAAUGA